AUGGUCUUGGCGCUUUUGGACCAUUUGUUUGGUUUGCCCUGUUUGUUUGACCAAUUCCCUGUUCUGGCCUCCCCAAUUAGGAAACCAGGGCUAGGGCACCAGCGUGUUCCAAUCAUCAGCGAGCCCGUUGUCCCGUGCAUCAUCGAGGAUCCCUUAUCUCCCGAUGUCCCUGUUCUUAUCCUAUCCUUAUCCCCUCUCCUGGCAUCUACCCACUCCUAUAUACUCCCGUACAUAAUGGCCAUUCAUCCCCGACUACGCGCAGAGGGCGCGCAUCUCUCUCCUCAACAAGCACGCGCCAUCUCCGCAUGGAGCGAGCAGCAUGCAGCAGCCUCCCUGCAGGAGAUGACCCUAUCGGACUCAGCAGAGCCAUCCUCACCCACCCCCACGCGGUCGGGUCUGCGCGGCACCACCGUAUCGCUGUCCAUUCCGCUGGAGGAUGAGCCCGCGAAAGCCCCCGAGCCCCGUCCCCCAACAGUCAGUUUCCGGCGCCGAGCGCCACUCCGCGAGUCCAAGACCCGGGAGAUCCUGCUGAAGGGAAAGGAUGGAAGUCGGCGGAGACAGCGCUGGGAGAAUGAUCGUCUGUUGCACAAUCCCUGGGCGGAGCCACCCUCCUCGAAGGACUGGGACGUCACACCCACCCACACACGUCAUAACCCCAUGCCCUACUAUCUGGCUCCAUUGUGGGAUGUACAUUACGCCCACAUCAAGGACCAGCAGUUGUCCGUGAAGGCGGCGGAGCGGGCGAACGAGAAGCAUCAAGUUCCCAAGGAAUUACGGUCAAAGUUGAAGCAUGCGCGCGCUGCACGGGGGAUGCUGCAGGAUCUGGAAGAAGAAGUCCGGCUUUUCAUCCGAAAGUGGAAUGAGAAAGAGCUUCUAUUGGAGCAGGAGGGCUUGCAGGACGCCCCUGAGCAUUCGGCGAGCGAUGAUUCGGAAGAUGAGAUCGUUUUUGUGGGCCGUAAUGGACAGAUGCAUGAUGCUCCAGAGCGGAAAGAGAGGCUUCGCUUGCUGCAUGCAGAGAUCAGUUCGCACAGCGAACGAGACGGUGAGAAGAUGGUGCUCGAGACGAUGAAUGACGAUCGUGCCGCUGGUUUCGGUCGUUGGUUGGUCCACUCCAUCGCCUCUUACUACGGGCUGCAUACCUGGACGGUCACGAUGGAUGACCGUCGAGAAGCUUAUGUCGGCUUCCGGCCCCCUUUGCCGGGAAGCCAGGCCGGCCUCGUUUCUCACUCCGCGUGUCAAACGGAGGCCUUGAUCAAGCCUGGUGAAGAACUUCCUCGGCCGCUCUAUGCGCAAGUAUAG
Molecule: messenger RNA, 1299 nt
Organism: Penicillium salamii
Lineage: Eukaryota; Fungi; Ascomycota; Eurotiomycetes; Eurotiales; Aspergillaceae
Source: the annotation of a GenBank genome assembly